GUUGUAUGUGUUGGAGCUUGUGAACACAUUAAACUUGAUUGCAUCGGACUCUACCUGUCUCCAGUGUUUCUUUGAAUAUUACUUAGUAGAAUCCAAAGUAUCAGAUCGACAUCAGAGGACAACUGAGAAGUUACGUGGAGGAUGAGGUCGGGAGCCUACAGGCCCACUUCCAGGCACCGAUUUUUACCUCUACAGGCUAUAAUAUGAAAAGAUUUCUCACUGACUGAUGACUGCGUGGUCUGGAUCCAGGCAGCAGAAUCGUUAGCUGUCCAACUGGAAAUGGAGCCCUUUCCUGACCAGUUCACGGAGUUCCACCCGAUCCAUGGUACCAAUGUCAGACUGGACCACUCAGGGACUAAGGCCACCAGGGUGGAGAGCUUUGCAAACGGAGUGUGUUUCAGCAAACACCCUCUGAAGCCUGGGGAGAUUUUUCUCAUAGAGAUCGAGGAUAAGGAGCUGGGCUGGUGUGGCCACCUGCGGGUUGGCCUGACCGCCAGGGACCCCGGGAGCUUAGACGUGGUACCUGAAUACUCCAUCCCGGACCUGACAGACUCAGGGGACAGCUGGGUAUUUGCCAUCACUCGCAACCACAACAAGAUCAUAGAGGAUCCUGAAGCGGAGGCUCAAGAGGCUGGAGAUGGAGGACUGGGUGGGGGUCAGAGGCUUGGACGAGGGGAGGUUGAAGAUGGAGUUGGAGGUGGUGAGAGAGAUGAAGGAGGAGGCAACAUAAGCAAACCAAAGACUUUUUUCACUGACUCUCACUUGCACAUUGGGGAUGUUCGCAUCCCCAGAGACAAGCUGGUCGGUCGGAGCAGGCCCGGACGCUACAGCCACAUAUUGGACGACUUGUAUAAGACCAACGCUCUGCCUCCCACAGCCAGACGCAGCCGCAUUGGAGUACUGUAUGUGCCUAAAGGGCAAGGCCUGGCUGACAUGCACAUUAUCAUCAAUGGUGAGGACAUGGGAGCGUCUGCGAAGGGGAUUCCCUCCAUCCAGCCUCUGCACGCUGUGGUGGACGUCUUUGCUGCUACUAAGUGUGUCCAGAUUGUCCAGGUGGAGUAUGGAUUCUCGUCGUUGCAGACGUUAUGUAGGAAGGCCAUCCAGAAGCACAUUGUCCACAGGAUGGCGAUCGAUUGGCUGGAGCUGCCAGAGGCACUUAAGCACUACUGCAAGUAUGAAUAAAGGAUACAGCCCUGCCAUGGACAGAAACACAAUAUCUGAACUCUCUUCCAGUUUUUAACCUGCCAGACACUGAUAGCGCUGACAUCAUUUGUCUGUGAUGACAACUGCUAACUGAAAUAAAUUCACGGUAUUUGUUAGUUUGGCUCUC
Molecule: messenger RNA, 1330 nt
Organism: Epinephelus moara (kelp grouper)
Lineage: Eukaryota; Metazoa; Chordata; Actinopteri; Perciformes; Serranidae
Gene: neurl2
Product: neuralized E3 ubiquitin protein ligase 2
Exons: 3
Coding region: 280-1182 (300 amino acids)
Biological process (GO): intracellular signal transduction
Molecular function (GO): ubiquitin protein ligase activity
Source: RefSeq, a predicted model, not a curated record